AUGAGGAGAUGGAUCAAGAAGGGCAAAGAUCAGGGCUUCACGACGGUGCCCUUCUCGGCCGCCCUGCGUCACGUGGUGCCGAAUCCUGAUGUGGAUGUGGCGCUGGUGAGUCGCAGAGAACAGACGGACAGAAUGAGCAAGGCUUGGCAAGCGAAGCUCGAGGAGCUCCCCCUCUUCGACAUCGCCGGCCUGGCAGCGACCCCCGAGGAUCUGGACCCCUUGGAGCCAGCUUGGGAAGCACCCUUGGAUGAGUUGCCAACGGACGAGGAGCUCAAGCAAGAUCUCCAGGAUAAGAGAGUACUACAGGACAUGCAGAGGCGCUUCCUUCGCAGCGAGGAGGACCUUGCACGCCUGGCAGAGGAUGGCAGCGGUGCCCGAGUCCUCCGUGAGAUCCUGGCAGAGCUCCCGGCGUCCAUGGUGACCGAGGAGAACAGGGAGCUGAUCCGUGAAACGGUGAAGCAGGUGCUUGCCGUCAUGUGGGUGGUGCACACCACGACGAACUCCACGCAGCUGAGGUGGCGCCUGGCCUGCACCGACGACAAGUUGGAGGCCCCUACUCCGGACACGUCGCUGCGGGCUAUCUUGCUCCUGGCCGGAGAAAUGCUGGAGUUCAUUCCGCAGCAGCUAGUCGACCGUGAGAAGGUCUCCGCCGAGCAGCUGCUUUCCGCCGAGCAGAUCCGGCGGAUGGACUCACAGGCCUGGGCUGCCAGCUUGGCCAAGUCUGGUGUCAAUGCAUCCCAGGCUUGCAAGCAAGUCCCUCCGGGCUGGCUGAGCGUGCUGAAAGGGGAGAGCUGGCCGGGAAUGAAGGAUCGAGGUGCGGUGUACCGGUUGCCGCAAUCGGGCAAACGACUCUACAUCGAGGUGGAGCUCGUCGGAGGGCCAAGAAAGGCGGACCUGGGAAGCAAGAGCUCCGGCGCGACCGCCGACGAGUCCGAGCAGGAGUACCGCCCUUCCUUCUUGGAAAGCUUUGGGCCCGCUGCUGGACUAGCAGCCCUCGUGUUCGGCCUGGCACAGCAGACCUUCUUCUUCAAGGCAGGCCGAUCCCGACGAAUGGAGCUGGACAAGACUCUGCGUGCGCUGCAGCGGCGGCCGGAGGAGUCGGCUGAAGUGGAGGCCGCGCGCCUCCAGGGCCUGGAGCAGACCUUGUUUACCGACAUGGAGGUCGAUGAGUACCCGGUCGUGCUCGUGGUUGGUGCUGAGACCGAGACCGGGCAGGUUGUGCUGAGGAAGCUUGUGACCAGCGGGUACCCUUGCGUCGUCCUGAAGAGUGGCGACAACGAGGAAUCCCUGGGAAGCGAACUGUCAGAAGGCACGAGCUACCUGACGGUAACGGCUCAGACGCGUGGCUUCCUUGGGACUCGCAGCAACCCCGGUCCGAGGGAGUCUCUCGGGAAAGUCCCGGACAGCCUUUACGACGCAGUUGCGGGGGUGGACAAGCUUGUCAUCUGCGACUGCGACGAGCCCAAUGAGGAAUUUGGCGAGGUGGUGAGCAAUGUGCUUCGGUCAUGGCAACUCUACCGCAAGGACUUCGCGGAGGAGCAGCGGGCUUUCAACAGCAAG
Molecule: messenger RNA, 1560 nt
Organism: Symbiodinium necroappetens
Lineage: Eukaryota; Dinophyceae; Suessiales; Symbiodiniaceae
Source: the annotation of a GenBank genome assembly